AUGAGUAAUCCAUUCUUGUUUACAUCUUCAUUGGGAAAUAUAGGAGGAGGAGGAGGAAGAGGAGACUCUGAUGAUGAAGACAAUCUUUAUCAAAGUAGUAGUUCAUUCUCUUCUUCUAACAUUAACCGAGGAGGAGGAGGAAUGAGUAAUGGUAUUAGUAGUGGUAGUAGUAGUUUAUUCGAUACAACAUCUUAUCAAAACCCUUCUUUAUGGUCAACAUCAAAUAAUAACAAUAAUAAUCAAACAAACAACAACAAUUUGUUUAAUUCAACAUCUACAUCAUUUAAUAUAAAUAACUUACCUGAAGAAGAUGGUGACGAUGAUAACAACAACUUUAGAUCUCAACAACAAUCACAACAUAGAUAUGAUCAUCUUGAACAUGAUCAAGAUCAAGGUAUGAUGGAAGACGAAGAUAAUGACAUUAUCGAUGAAUUAUCAGAAUUUCAAAACAAGAAUGCAAAGAGUGAUGAUCAUCAAUACUAUGAUAUCAUUGAAAAGGAAUUAAAUAAUAAUAAUAUCGGUGAAAAUGAUUUACCUUUACAAUUGGCUCAAUUAUUUAGAUCUUAUUGUGAAUCAAAAUUAAAUUCAUUACAAUAUCAAAUAGAGAAAUCAUUUUAUUUACCAAAUAAAAAUGAAACUGAAAGAUUAAUAGAAAUAUUUAAAAUGGAAAAGAAUACAUGGGAGAUUUUAUUUAAACUUUAUCAUCAAAGAGAUAGAUCAUCAAUGGAAACUGAUAAAUUAGAAAAUCUUGAUAUAACAUCACAAGUUAAUACUAUUCAAUAUAAUAUUCAUAAAGAUAGUCAAAUGAGUGAAAAUAUUAUUAUAUUGGAUUGGUUGGAAGAGAUGGUAUCAAAUGUUAAAUUAAAUGUUGAUAAUGUCUAUUGGAAGAAUACAUUGGAACGCUUAAAGGGUGGACAUGUUCGUACACACUCUUCUCCCAAAGAAUCUGAAUUGGUCAAAGAAGUUGAUCCAGAUGCUGUUCAACGUCAAACUUUGAAACUUGAUCACGAAGAUCAACAACAAGAAAACAAAUUCCUACAAACUCUUUGGCAACUCAUUCGAGCAGGUAAUCGUGAACUUGCAGCAGAGUUUUGUCGUGAAGUUGGACAAAUGUGGCGUGCUCAAACUCUUUUGGGUGAUCGUUUAUACGAUAGUGAAUCGGAUAUUGGUAAUCCCUAUAGAAACAUGUGGAGAACCACUUGCAAUGGAAUGAGCGCAUCGACUGCCAAUCAAUUUGAAAAGGCUAUCUAUGGUUUGUUGGGUGGCAAUUUACCAUCGGUUCUUCCAGUCUGUCGUAAUUGGUAUGAUUAUUUAUGGGCUCAUGUAAAGGUAUUGGUAGACGAGAAAAUGAAUCAAGAGAUUCAAGGUCUUGCUGCUCCUCCAACUGCCUAUGAAGAUUUUCCACCUCCCAAACCAACCAUUUCAACCAUCUUUACUCCAAAAGAUAUCCUCCACACUCUUCGUACAAAUGCUCCAACUGAAAUUAAAACUGAAUCAAAUCAACCUUAUAAUUUAAUUCAAGAAAUGAUCAUUACCGAUGAUUAUAUUACUUUAGUAAAAUCUUUAUUAAAUAUUAUUAAUUCAAAACAAAUAACACCAGAAUUUAAUAGAUUAGCAGUAGUUAUAGUAUUAUUUUUUAGAUUUAGAUCACCAAAUAUACCAACAUCAAUUGAUGAAAAUUCACCAGAAAAUGUUAUUAUCAAUACCUAUGUUGAAUAUUUGAUUGAAAAUCAAAAGAAUGAUUUGGUAGCAUUGUAUACAUCAUUCCUUACAUGCAAGAAACUACAAAUCAAGGUUUAUUCCAAGUUUUUGGAAGGUAUUACCAGUCAAUCGGAAAGACAACAAUGUUUGGAUUUGGCUGAAAGAUUUGGUUUGGAUACUGAUACUAUUACCUAUACCGUUGUCAGCAAUAUUACAUCACAAGAGAGUACCAGUAAAUCAUUGUCGACCACGACACAAGAUGAUAUCAACAAAAUCGAUGCUCUUGGUUAUUUGGUGAUUAGUCCCUCUCAACUCAUUGGUGCCAUUGCUCAAGCCAACAAACUUCUCAGAGAAUUUAUCAAAAACAACAAGAUUGAUGCUGCUCAUCAGCUGAUUGGUUCAUUGCCAGAGGAUUCUGUCAUUAAAGCAAGACUUGAAAGCACAAGAUCCGAAGCUGAAACCACCGAUAUUAUCAAAGAGUUUACAAAUUGGGCACAAUAUUUGGCAGCCAUCAACAAGAUUGCCAUUUGGUUCCAAAACUUUUCAAAACGUCCUACUCAACCAACUCUUUACUAUCGUCUUACUGGAAAAGAGUCUUAUGCCCAAAAAUUGGAUCUCGAAAGAAGAAAAAAGGAUAUCGAAGAGGAAUAUGCUAGAUGGAGUCAAAAUAAUUUAAAUUAUGGUCACAAUGCAAUUGAUAGUAUCGAUAUUAUUAUUAAACAAAGUUGGUUGUGUCCUGAAGACUAUCCAGAUGGAGUAUUUGCCGGUGGCGAGGAACAAGAGUUGAAACAAUUGCAUGCACUCCGAGUCAGUUGUAUCCCACCACUCUUUUUCACACUUCACAAGAUUCUUGUUGGUAUCGAACAAAUCAAAAAGAGUGUAAGAAUUGUAAACAUUGUCGCUGAAGAACGAUUCAAAUGGUACAAUGUGUUUAGUCGUGCUCAACUUCAAGAACUCUUACAACUCACAGUCAAAGAUAGUAUUUAUAAAAUGAUGGAAAAGACAAACAAAAAUGAUAAACAAGAUAAUGGACAAAAUUUCUAUCAACAAUUUGAUUAUCUUCAAUAUUCAAAUUAUUAUUAUUUAAAUAAAUAA
Molecule: messenger RNA, 2796 nt
Organism: Cavenderia fasciculata
Lineage: Eukaryota; Evosea; Eumycetozoa; Acytosteliales; Cavenderiaceae
Gene: nup107
Product: nucleoporin
Exons: 4
Coding region: 1-2796 (931 amino acids)
Biological process (GO): post-transcriptional tethering of RNA polymerase II gene DNA at nuclear periphery; mRNA export from nucleus; protein import into nucleus
Cellular component (GO): nuclear pore; nuclear pore outer ring
Molecular function (GO): structural constituent of nuclear pore
Source: RefSeq, a predicted model, not a curated record